UGAGGUUGUAGAAUAAUGGGAAAUGCUCAAAAUUGCAUGUGGAGUUUCUUUCAGCAGCUUGGCAAGGAUGGCACACUUAAAAUGUAUAGAUAUCGGUAUUAACCUAACGGACCCUAUGUUUCGAGGAGUUUAUAGAGGAACUCAAAAACACCAAGGUGACUUUGAUCAGAUAAUUGACCGUGCUGUCAAAGUGGGAGUCCAAAAGUUCAUGAUCACGGGGGGAAAUCUUGAAGACAGCAAGGAGGCCCUCAAAUUAGCAGAGUCCAGAGAGGAAUUUUACAGUACGGUUGGAUGUCAUCCAACACGCUGCAGCGAGUUUGAACAGAGUGGACCAGAUCAGUACUUCACAUCACUGAGGGAGUUGGCAACAUCAAACAAGGGCAAGGUGGUGGCCAUUGGAGAAUGUGGAUUAGAUUUUGACAGGUUGGAAUUCUGUCCAAAAGAAACUCAAAUGAAGUAUUUUGAGAAGCAGUUCGACUUGGCUGAGGAAACCAAACUGCCAAUGUUCCUUCACUGCAGAAACUCGCAUAAGGACUUCCUUGACAUCAUGAAGAGAAACAGAGACCGAUGUGUCGGAGGUGUGGUCCAUUCUUUUGAUGGAACUAAAGAAGAUGCUGCUGCCCUCACUGAACUGGAUCUAUAUAUUGGCAUAAACGGCUGUUCUUUGAAAACAGGAGCAAAUAUUGAAGCGAUGAAGUCCAUUCCCAGUGAAAGACUGAUGAUUGAGACAGAUGCUCCAUGGUGUGGGGUGAAGAACACUCAUGCGGGGGCCAAGCACAUCAAAACUACAUUUCCCACCAAGAAGAAAUGGGAGGCAGGACACUGCUUGAAGGACAGGAACGAGCCUUGCCAUAUCAUACAAGUGCUUGAAAUCAUGGCUGCUGCAAGGAAUGAGGAUCCUGUGGAGAUGGCAAACAUCAUUUACAACACCACUAUGAAAGUGUUCUUUACUGGAAGCUGAUUACUUUUCCCAAAAUACAUUUCCCGGACCUAAUUUGAAAAUGCCUUUUGCCCUUAAGGAAGAGCAUUUCAUGCUACUCUUCAAGAGUGGUUUAUGUUUACACCAUCUGCCAACUGGCUCCAACUGCUCAUGUUAGCACUUGCUGGUGUCAAUCAGUGAAGUCCUCAGAAAAAAACCUUAUCACUAACUUUGCAUGGAGAAUUUAGAUAGCAUGGCCUUAAAAUGCCUAUUUGCUCUGUUCCAUCUGACUGUGCAAUCCACUGUUUCAUCAGCCCAGGGAGGGACGUUAUAAACUUGAUCUCCACAAUAAAAAGAAUCUAGACAUUA
This is a messenger RNA of Oncorhynchus keta (chum salmon), 1288 nucleotides long. It is a transcript of the gene tatdn1, whose product is annotated as TatD DNase domain containing 1. The record is from RefSeq and is a predicted model, not a curated record. Lineage: Eukaryota; Metazoa; Chordata; Actinopteri; Salmoniformes; Salmonidae. Bases 23 to 961 code for a protein of 312 amino acids. Gene Ontology annotation, cellular component: cytosol. The transcript is spliced from 12 exons. Gene Ontology annotation, molecular function: 3'-5'-DNA exonuclease activity.